UUUGUUGGAAAAUGUAAUUAAGCCUAAUUUACCAUCAUCAGUUGCUAAUUUUCGCAGCAAGUUUUACGCAGAAACAUUUUUACCACUUCUGACCAACAAGUGACGAGUUAACAAUUCACCUGCAGCAUUCAAGAUGGUUAUUUCACUAAAUCGUAAGGUGCACAGCUCGAAUAAUCCGCUUGUGUUUUUAGAUAUACAAAUUGGCAAAGAGCACGUUGGACGGCUACUUAUCGAAUUGCGUGCCGAUGUCGUUCCGCGGACUGCAGAAAACUUUCGUGCACUUUGCACCGGAGAAAAAGGCACUUCCAAAAGCGGAAUCCGUUUGCACUACAAAGGUAGCAAAUUUCAUAAAGUAAAAUCCCUGUUCAUGUCACAAGGCGGGGAUAUUGUCAAUUUCGAUGGUUCCGGCGGUGAAAGUAUUUACGGAAAGACGUUCGAAGAUGAAAAUUUUUCAUUGCUGCACGAAGACGGUGCCGUUAGUAUGGUAAACUUGAGCAAAGCAAACACAAACAACUCACAGUUUUUCAUUACAUCUGGCGAGUGUCCGCAUCUGAAUGGAACUAAUGUAGUUGUCGGCUAUGUUAUCAGAGGAAUAGGUGUUAUCGGUGAAAUGGAGAGAUGUACCACAGACGAAGGUCAGCCAACGGACGACAUUGUAAUUGUGAACUGCGGCCAGAUUGCACCAGGUGCCGAUUGGGGUCUUAAUGACGAAGACGAAACAGAGGAUAAAUUACCACCAUUUCCGAAAGAUUGGAACCAAUUUGAAAAAGAUUUCACGAUUUCAGAAAUGCUAGUCGAAUUGAACUGCAUUAAAAUGGCUGGAAAUUAUUUCUUCAAGCAACAAAGAUGGAUUGAGGCAGCUCGUCGUUAUAAGAAAGCUGGACGAUAUUUCGAUUUCUUUAACAAUAAAAUUCGCUUUAUCGAGGAUCGACCAAAGUUGGAGCAAUUUCAACUGGUAAAUUACCUGAAUCAGGCGGCAGUACAGCUUAAGCUGAACCUCAACGAAGAUGCAGUGCACGCAUGCACUGCGGCAUUGGGUAUCGACCCGGGCAACUCCAAGGCUCUGUUCCGGCGAGGUAUAGCACACAAUAAACUAAAAAAUUACGAAAAGGCAAUUGACGACCUCAGACAGGUGGUGGAACGUAUACCCAACGAUAAGCUGAUUCUUAACGAGUAUACAAGGGCUAAGAGCAAUCUGGGUGAUUACAGAGCGCAGCAGAGGAUUGCGUUGUCGAAUAUGUUUAAGUAGAUUUUCGAACCUACCUCUUAGUUGUAGAAAAUAUUAUUGUUAGUUGACAAAGUAUGGGUGUCUAUGAAUGUGGCAUUAAAUGUUA
Sabethes cyaneus is the source of this 1334-nucleotide messenger RNA. RefSeq names its product peptidyl-prolyl cis-trans isomerase D (gene Cyp40). NCBI's taxonomy places the organism in Eukaryota, Metazoa, Arthropoda, Insecta, Diptera, Culicidae. Gene Ontology annotation, biological process: protein peptidyl-prolyl isomerization. Bases 134 to 1249 code for a protein of 371 amino acids. The transcript is spliced from 4 exons. Gene Ontology annotation, cellular component: intracellular membrane-bounded organelle. Gene Ontology annotation, molecular function: protein binding; peptidyl-prolyl cis-trans isomerase activity. The record is from RefSeq and is a predicted model, not a curated record.